Vespa velutina is the source of this 8629-nucleotide messenger RNA. It is a transcript of the gene Pdk1, whose product is annotated as 3-phosphoinositide-dependent protein kinase 1. Gene Ontology annotation, biological process: peptidyl-serine phosphorylation; intracellular signal transduction. Bases 2782 to 4593 code for a protein of 603 amino acids. The record is from RefSeq and is a predicted model, not a curated record. The transcript has 4 exons. NCBI's taxonomy places the organism in Eukaryota, Metazoa, Arthropoda, Insecta, Hymenoptera, Vespidae. Gene Ontology annotation, molecular function: protein serine/threonine kinase activity; ATP binding.
AGUAACGUCCCACGAUAAGAUCGUUGUUUUCCUUCUCGAGUAAUCGAUAAGAGCCUAUGUAGCUUUCGACUUGUCGCGUUGGUAUUAACGUGAGAAUCAAAGGCAAAGAAAGAACUUACCUAGGAUCAUUGAGAUUCUACGAGGUGGUCUACGAUAAAGAAAGAAUUCGAUCGCGAUACUGGAUAUAUGUCGAACUUUUGAGGCGACACAUGUAGGCGACCGCCGGCGUAUUGAUUCGUAUAAAAAUUCGUAGAGGCGGUCCCUUUGUCGGCAAUCCUAUCGAAUGCAUUGCGCAUCCCCAUGCAUUUGUUAAUUGACCGACCGGUCACAUUUAUUUCCGGUUCGUCACGAGCGCGUUUUUCUGGUCUCGACGAACCUGGCUGGUUCAACGCCAGUAGGCGAGGUAGUCGAGGUUAUCGUUGCUACGGCUCACGUCUGUCAUUGUGUUACUCGAGUCGACUUAGCAUUGUUCUCGGCGAUCGAUGAAUCGCCACGUGAAUACUAGAGAGGCGCGCUAUAGCACCUCUGACGUUCUCGAUUUGCUCUGAAUAAAUAUUCGGAGAAACGAUUGCGUCGGUUCGUUGCGAAAGAAAAUCUACUCUAGCGCGCGUUAUACGAUGGAGAAGGAAAAGCUACCUCCUGACUUUAUCGCUGAGCUGUUUAGAACGCGUCGAUAACGAUAGGGACGCGCCAGAGAGCUCCUUUAGAGAAACCUUACGUUGGGAUUUUCGAAGCGAAAAAUUUUCGGUCUAAACGUUUUUCCACGUACUUGCGAGUCCAUAUCGAGCGCGCGAAGAACCGAUAAAGUCCUAAGAUUCGAGGAAGGAGUAAACAACGCCAUUUUUCCUCUUUCUCUCGUUCGUUGGACUUUGGUAUUUCUAAUAAAGUCUAGUAAAGCGGAUCGAUCACGCUGGAAAACAAGAUACACGUAUCGUCGGCAGCAACGAAACAACAAACAUUAGGCAGUUAUCGCGUUGUAACCCGAUAUUCUUGGACUUUUUGAAAAUUGAUCGUCCACGUCGAUGUGUAAGCUUUGAAAAGCCGAGCGCGUCGCGUCGAAAUUGCGUCUACGCACGCGCACGCGCACGCGGGAACAGAACGCAUGACAUUUCAAAAGUUUGAACCGCAUAGUUCGGCACGAAUUAUUAUGUUGAAAUAACUACAGUCGAAGCGAUCAACGGUCAUUACUUUUUAUCGCGAUAAUGAAAAAUUCCAAGUCAAGUGUGUGCGAAACGAAUGAGAACUCUCGAAGGAACAAACAAACAAACAAACAAACAAACAAACGAACGAUCAACAUUAACGAUCUUACGAUCGCGCGUCAUUAUCUAAUAGUCGUGUCUUAUCGUGUGUGUAUGUAUAUGUACAAUCGAGGUUCGUUCGAAAGAGCCUCCUCCACACUAACAUAGUAAAAUUAAAGCGCGUCGAACGAUAUUGUUUUCUUUCAAACUCUCUCCAUUUCGAUUAAGAAAAUAAAAUCGCUUUGUUUCGAUAAUUAGUUGAACAUUCGAAAGGUAAAGAAAAGGAAAGAAAACAAAAAAAAAAAAGAAAGAAAAAAAAAACACAAAAAAAAGCAAAACUCUUUAUCGCCAAAAGUUUCCGAUAGCGCGCGAUCUAUUAUGAAACUUCAUCGUGCCGCUUCGUUAUCGUACGCGAUAUUUGUUUUUCGAUCUCAAGAUAGGAGAACGUGCACGACGAAGUUAGGUUACUUUCGCGAGAAUUAGAAACGCGAUGCAAUCUUUAUCGUGACUCUCGAUAUCUGCCUUCGUGGAGGUUCGUAGAAAAAAGAAAGAUUAGCGUUGUUAGAUUAAAAGUCAAGUUCAAAGAUAGCGGGUUUGUGUUCCUCGGUCUAUCGACGGCCUAAGUUCAACGAUCGAUCGCCGUUUUUUGAAUCUUUUUUCGAAAAGGAAAAGGAUCGUCGUAAAGGAAACAUAAAGGAGCAAGACGAAGGAAAGGAAGAAAAAGAAAAGUUGGCGGAAUAGCAAUUGGAUGCAACGCUCGAGGAAUCCGAGAACCGACCGGAUGCAACGCCAGAAUGGGAAUGCGAGGCAACGCGCGAGCCGCAAGAGUCCGUUACUCGUAUCGGGUAUUUCCGAGAACACGACUAUAAACAAACAAACACACGGAGAGCGAGCGCGAGAAGGACGGAGACCGAGAGAGAGAGAGAGAGAGAGAGAGAAAAGAUAGAGGAAAGGGAGGUACGCAGAGUGCGCGCGCGUUCAUUCGCGCGUGCCCUACCUUCCAAGGCGAGAGAGCGCACUCUGUGAGCCCGAAGAUGGUAGGGGUGACAGGGAGUGGGGAGAGUGGCGCCGUCGCUUCGAGUAUCCCCGCCGGGGCGCCAACGCAUGCGCGCCAACCGAAAUUCCCCUCCUCCUUACCGCAACUAACCGUAUGGACUUUUUCCCCUCGAACGGUCAAAUUCGAACGCGAACUCGUCGCCGCGCCAAUAAACAAUUCCGAAUGUUUAUCCGUCCUCGUGAUAGUAAGCCGAUGUCAACGGGCGCGUAUCGUAUCGUUAUUCUUCCUUUUCCCUUUUCUUCCAUUCCCGAUUCAAUUUUUCUUGCCCUUUUUUUCCUACGUUCGACUUAAAAAAAGUCUUUUAAAGAGACUUUUCUUUCUUUACGUCGUUAGGAUCAACUAAGAGAAGGAGAAGGAAAGAGAAGACUCGAGGCGUAGUCCGUGCUUUCAUUGUAAUUUUCGCAUUUGACCACAGUGCGUGUGGCGAAUCAGGCGCUUACCGUUUCGCCACAGCCGGCAGUAACGGUGGAGGGGCCGGUAUCCAAAAUGUCUCCACCGACGAACGACGUGACCAACGGUGUAGUGGCGCCAGCAGCCACCUUGGCGCCCCGAGUUCCUACGAACCCUUCGCUUACCACCGUAAAUCCGCUCACGCACAAGCGCACUCCGAAGGAUUUCAUUUUUGUCAAGGUGAUCGGCGAGGGAAGCUUCUCCACCGUUUACCUCGCCAAGGAUAUCCAUACCAGCAAGGAGUACGCGAUAAAAGUGUGCGAAAAGCGUCACGUCAUCAAGGAGAAAAAGACCGAAUACGUGAAACGCGAGAAGGAGGUGUUGAACAUGCUCGCGACAGCGAAACACUCAUUCGUACGUUUGUUCUGCACCUUUCAAGACAUAGAAAGACUCUAUUUCGUCCUAUCGUACGCGAAAAACGGCGAGCUCUUACCUUAUAUCAAUAAGGUUGGCUCCUUUGACAUCGAAUGUACCAAGUUCUACUCGGCGGAGAUCCUACGUGGUCUCGAGUACCUUCACGGUCUUGGCAUCAUUCAUCGUGAUCUCAAGCCGGAGAACAUACUUUUGGACGAGAAGAUGCAUCUGCUAAUUACCGAUUUCGGCAGCGCUAAAAUCCUAAAAGAUCCGGAGACACCGCAAGUGAUGGGAUCUCCGGCGGAUGACGCUCAACAACAACAACAACAACAACAACAACAGCAGCAGCAGCAGCAGCAGCAACAGCAGCAGCCGCAGCCGCAACAGCAGAGUCGCAAGGAACGCAGAGGUUCCUUCGUCGGCACCGCGCAAUACGUCUCACCGGAAUUACUGACCGACAAAACGGCGAGCAGAGCGUCGGAUCUUUGGGCGCUCGGCUGCAUCGUCUACCAGAUGGUCGCCGGUUUGCCACCGUUCCGUUCGCGGAGCGAAUAUUUGAUAUUCCAAAAGAUCUUAAAGCUCGAGUACGAAAUACCCGAUGGCUUCUGCGAGUUGGCCAAAUCCCUCGUCAGUCGGCUUCUCGUGCUUGAACCGAAUGAAAGACUCGGCGCUCAGGACGAGCACGGCGCCGGUUAUCCCAGUAUUCGUGCUCAUCCAUUCUUCGAGGGUGUCGACUUUGAGACCCUGCACGAACAAACGCCACCGCCGAUUUAUCCCUAUUUGCCCGGCACCUCGGAGCACGAGGAACUCAGGUCGCAGUACAGAGUUCCGGAUCAUCUCGAGCCCGGGCUCGACGACAAGCAACUAACGAGACUUCUCGGGCUUGGCAUCGGCGAGGACGACGACGACGACGACGACGACGACGACGAAGACGAAGACGACGAACACGAGAACAACGCGGACAACAGUGCCGAACCUCCUAGUGGUAACGAGCCGAGCGAACGAGCCAUCGACAAACCCGCCCGACGUGCCGCUGUACUUGCCGCCGCUGCCACCGUUGCCGAAAGACAACCGAGAAAGACUAGGACCUCCGGCACCGAAAGCAACAUCGCCGAUCUCACGCCCGAGGAGAUCAGAAACCGAUUGGAGAAGCAACGAACGUCCAGUCAAUGGGACGUCUUCGUCGAGGGUAAUCUCAUCUUGAAGCAAGGCUUCGUCAACAAGAGAAAGGGCCUCUUCGCUAGACGGAGAAUGCUCUUGCUCACAACCGGACCUCACCUAUAUUACGUCGACUCUGUCAAUAUGGUGCUCAAGGGUGAGAUACCCUGGAGCCCUGAACUCAGGGUCGAGCCCAAGAACUUUAAGAUUUUCUUUGUCCAUACUCCAAACAGGACGUAUUAUCUCGAAGAUCCCGAAGGAUUCGCAUUAGAGUGGUGUAGAGCUAUCGAGGAGAUGCGAGUCCAUUGUUACGGCCUGCAGGAAUCUACCGCUUAAGAAGAAAGUUGUCCGAGAACAAUGACUACGACUUGAUCGUCCGAGAAGAUGACGAUAGAGAUUCGAUGAUUUCAUCCUUUCGAAUUUUCACAUUAUAUAGGAAAGAAUUUGUUAUAUGUGUGUAUGUGUGUGUAUACAUAUAUAUGUAUAUAUAUAUAUACAUAUAUAUGUAUACACACACACACACACACACACACACACAUAGGAAGACAUCGUAGGGACCGAUAGAUGUCGCUUCUACUUUAGAAAAGGUACUCUAGAUCGUUUGGUCGUUUCCCCCUUGAUUCUCGAGGGAUCUUCUUAAAGUUAGAUAAAUUAUCGUUGCAAGAGGCAGUGGCAAGCUGCUUCGAGACACUAAAGGUAGAGCGAAUUGUUUAGGGACAAGUACUUGUGAAGCCGUAUCGGUCGUUCAUCGAUGUAACGUGAAUGUGACGCGGCGUCGUGCGAAGCUUUAGGAAAAUUCUUUAUAAAGUGUUUAUAGUCGAAAUUUCUAGUUACGGUUAGAAGAGAAGUGACUCGAGGAAAAGCCGAAUGAGAGUGUAGAAUUAAGAGACGAUGUUUACAGCGGAUCGACGAAAUAGAAAAGGAAAAAUAUUGGGAGGAAUCUAGACACAGACCACCACCCCCUUUGCAGCUUUAAUAAUAUCGCUUACUUUUGUUACGUCAGCCGAGAAACAAUUGGUCGAACGUGCGUGCGACUCUUUUUCAUAUUCGAUCUUUUUAUUUAUUUUUUUUUUCUUUUUUUUUUCUUUUUUUUUCUUUUUCUUCUAAUUUUUUCGUCUCCCUAUGUACCUGUCUUGUAAAUAGAAAAGAACCAUUUCACUCGAAAAGCAAGGCAAAGUCUUUGCGAAGCGAGGAUGCAUGUUUAUGCAUCCUCAUUAUAUAUAUAUAUAUUUAGAAUUAAUAAUUAGCGUAAUUUGUAAGUACAAAACAGUGUGUGUUCUCGUCGCGUCAUCAUCGAUUCGCUUCUCCUCGGGUUUUUGCUCUCGUUCCGUUUUUUCGUCGCGACCAUUUUAUCGGGCCUUUGCGGAUUUUGAAGAAAAAGAGAAAAAAAGAUAAUAGACAAAAGGAAAAGAACAACGUCAAUUCGAAAACACAUAGAACAAAAAUCGUCUUGUACGUCGACGUAGAGCAGGGUGGGUUUGCGUCGAUAAAAGUUGGAGAGUGCACUGGUAAAAACGAUGAUUUUCUCCUACCGCGAAGAGGACACGAGAAAAAUCGAAUGCGAUCCUAUUUAGAUUAAGUAGAUAGUCUUGUUUUUUCGCUUAGCUUUAAGAAAAAAAUAGGUAACUGUAAUAUAUUUAGAGAAAGCGCACCGAAAUUCGCUCUUAUUCGCGUGCGCGAGUAUAACUUAUUUUCCUUCGCGUUAAGCCAAUCAUUAUCGUUAUCUCAUUAUUCGCUAUUAUUAUUAUUAUUAUUGCUAUUACUACUACUAUUAUUAUUAUUAUUAUUAUUACUACUACUAUUAUUACUAUUAUUAUUAUUAUUAUUAUUAUUAUUAUUAUUAUUAUUAUUAUUAUUAUUAUAUCGUCAUCAUUAUUAUCACUAUAAUUAUAUACCUUUUAAUAACUCUAGGAUGCAUUAUUAACGCUCUUGUUAACUACUACGUAGCUAUAUGUAUUAUAAUAUCACCGAUAUAAGUAUUGUUUCCUCGUAGAUUUAAAAAAGCGUAAUUUUUCGUUUAUUUAUUAUAGAAGAAGCGUAUUCGUCCUACGUUAUUUAUUUUUCUCUUAGUUCUUUUUUGUUUAUUUUUUUUUUGUUCCAUCUUUUCUUUCAUUCGGUUUUUCUUCUCUUCGUAUUUUUCAAAAUAAGAUUUAAGAAGUCUGUAUAGAUGUUACGCAUUAGUUGUAUUACCGCUACCACCACUGCGACUAUUACUACUAUUAAUGCUAUUACCAAUUAUCAUCGCUACUAUAACACCGCGUUGAAUAUUGUAUAUAAAUGUGUGUAUAUAUCUUUAUAUAUAUAUAUAUUAUUAUUAUUAUUAUUAUUAUUAUAUAUAUAUAUAUAUAUAUAUAUAUAUAUAUAUAUAUAUAUAUAUUCUCUCUAGUAAUUGCGUAUAUGUACACACAUAUAGAUAGUAGAAACAAUACGCAAGCGUGUAUAAACCCAUUACAACGUCAUUGUAAAGUUAGAAACUUUGUAAAUAUAUUUCCCGACGAUCGUCAAAUAGGAAUCGGGAUGAAUCGCCUCGUUUCUUUGGCUUAAAAUCGUACGACCAAAUUCCUUCAUACUGUAUAUUACAUAUUUGUACAUUAUCAUUAUCUAUACGCAUUGUAUAUAUAUAUAUACGCACACACACGCAUGUCAUGUGUAUAUAUAUAUAUAUAUAUAUAUAUAUAUAAAUAAUGUUAUUAUGAGCGAUAUUUAUGAGAAUGUGAAUAUAUAUAGUUAGUUAGAUAAUUUGUGUACAAAAGAAAUUCUUAGUCUUAGGAUACAAAAAUUAGGAUAGAAUUCGUUGACGCUACUCGCCGCGACGAGAAAGGCUCGAAAAUAAGGAAUUUGAUCGUACGUGCGUUUAUUCAGUCUUUUUUCGUUGUUGAAAAUUUCAAUGUUACAAUAGUGGGAGUGCGCGUAAUGGUCGACUUCCUCGUGAGCGCAGAUUUAAACAGGGUAUAUAAAAAUAGAGAGAACUGUGCGGAAAGCGAAAAGAACGGAUGUAAGGUCGAAUUUCGUGGAGCAGGGAGCCGUAGCUCGAUGUGUUCGAAAUAAUGGCGGUUCUUCUUUUAGAUCCGGCAUUGUCCUCGCGCCCAGUGGCUCUUUCCAAAGUGACCGCUUUUGGUGGGCUACGUACGGUGCGAGCGGACCAAGAAAAACGGAAAUUUCUUCGCACGAAUUUCUUCCAUCUACGCGUUCUUUUUUUAAUUUUCCGCCUUCUUCCCUCUUUCCUAGUUGCACGACUUUUUUCUUUCUCGCGAGGAUGUUUUCAUUUUUCCAUUUAUUUUUUCUUUUUCUUUAAGUCUUUAUCCUUUUGUGUCUGUGUGUGUGUGUGUGUGUGUGUGCGCGCGCGUGUGUGUGCGCGCGUGUGUAUGCGUAUGCGUACGUGUUCGUUCCAUUUUGACUUUAUUAUCGUGCUCUCUCACUCCUCUCUCUCUCUCUCUCUCUCUCCUACCGAUCGAUCUCCAUUCGAUCGGUCGAUCGAAACGAGGUAUUGUAGAUAUAUAUUAAACGUGAAAAUUGAGACAUUCGUGGCACAUACCAAAGCGCGAUAAUGCAGCUUUAUUUCGCACGCGUUCUUUACGCCAAGCCGCAUCUUGUUUUUCUACGUUUUAUGUAGACUUACUGCUGUAAAGUUGUAAUAGGCGUAAAGAAGAGCGUGUGUACGCGAGAAAAGAACGAGGUGGUUCGUUAGAUUAAUCGUACGUUAGGCGAAAAAUGUUUGGUGGAUCUUCGAAAUCGCAACUCGGAGAUCAUGGUAUUGAGAUUCCUAUGUGCUUCGAGCGGCGUCGUAUUCAGUUUUCCUUUUGUAUUAUAUAGUUCUAAUGAAAGAAAAUGUAUUCGCGAAUCGACGCGAAGCGAUGCCAGCUCGAAGACGCCUCUUAGCGCGCGACGAGUUCAAAGGAAAAUACAAAAAUCCUAGUUAAUUUAAUUAAUUUAUGUAUAAUACGCAUGUAUUAGUGCGUAUGUAGGAAGGAGACGAAUACUUAACAAAAAAAGAAACAAAAUCAGUGGUAUAAAUUCGUGUUCACGGAUCAUUUUUUCCGUGGGCCACGCAAGCAAUAACAGGCAAGGCCUUGCGAACAUUGAAAUGCCUACUGUUUCGAUGCGAUAGAAACGCUUCAAACUAUUCAUUGCAGUAUUACUAAAUGUAUACAGAUUUUAAGAUAAUACACGAUCGACAUUUUACACCGGGCCCCAACAUGCGUACUCGAUCACAUCUACACACACACACACACACAUAUUUUACAUGCACUUCAAACACAUACUCGUACACAGGAUAAGGAUAAAGACUGUAAAUAGUUAGCACGUAAUUGAUAUUAUAGGCGACGAAACCUAUUAACAUCAAAUUUAUUUAUAGUAAAUUUUCCGAAACAUA